Messenger RNA from Dreissena polymorpha, 6107 nucleotides. Its product is annotated as cilia- and flagella-associated protein 57-like. Bases 139 to 3747 code for a protein of 1202 amino acids. NCBI's taxonomy places the organism in Eukaryota, Metazoa, Mollusca, Bivalvia, Myida, Dreissenidae. The record is from RefSeq and is a predicted model, not a curated record. The transcript is spliced from 19 exons. Gene Ontology annotation, molecular function: protein binding.
ACACUGGGCGUUCAUAUAACCAUGAUCAAUUCACCGGAAGCGGAAACCACUAUCGCGCAUUGUUGCCACGGGUGAUGUUGAUUACAAAUGGUGGACAUUGAUUAACAAAUUUUAUGUGGUAAGGUAAAAAAAAUCAAGAUGUCGAUCGCUAUUGCCCAGGCCAAACACAUUUUUGGCCUGAAGUCAGGGGUCAGUGGAAACAUCUGCUACCAUGAUGAACAGACUAUCGUAUAUCCCUCAGGGGCAAACUGCAUUCUCUACAACAUUGAUCAGAAGGUUCAAAAAUUCAUCCCUGGAACAGACAAGAGUGAGGGUAUGACAGCACUUGCUGUCAGUCCAAACAGAAGAUAUGUAGCAAUUGCAGAAAAAUUAGAGAAGCCUACAAUAACAAUAUAUGAUCUUCAUAGUCUCAGAAAAAAGAAAAUGUUAAGUUCUCCAGAAGUGCAAGCUGCUGAAUAUGUUAGUCUGGCAUUCUCGCCAGAUUCAAAGUACCUGGUGGCUCAAGGUGCAAAGCCAGACUACACAUUGCUCUACUGGACAUGGGAAAAGUCGAAAGUCAUGGCCUCUAUAAGGCUAGCUGGUCCUCCCAUAUAUCAAGUCAGUUUUAAUCCACAAGACAACACCCAGCUCUGUGUGGUUGGCAAUGGCAUUUUCAAGAACUUCCGCUACAGUGAAGGCAACUUGAAGGUCUUCAACAUUCAGAAAGUUGAACCACAGAAUUAUCUGUGUCAUGCUUGGGUGUCAGAGGAAAGAGUCAUUGUGGGAACAGACACUGGAAAACUCAUGUUGUUUGAAGCUGGAGAAAUGAAACAUGAGUUUAACCUUGGGGCUAUGGAGAAAGAAAAAAAAUCAGAUGAUGAAGUAUCUACAGGCCCUCCCCAGAUAACUGCUAUUGUCGCAUACUCCAAAGGAUUUGCCUGUGCUUGCGGACUGGGUCUUGUUCACCUGUUUGAGAAGACAGAUGAUAAAGACUUCUUCAAGAAGGGGAGAGAGAUCAGGAUUCCGGAGGGUGCCAAAAGUGGUGAAAUGAUGAAAGCGCAGCAGCAAAUGAUCACGAGUCUCACAGUGAGCCCAUCAGAGGAGACCCUGGUGGCCAGCACUGACCUCAGCCAGCUGUAUUACAUCACACUGUCAAGUGCGGACAUUGGAAAGGGUGACCAAGCGCAGUUUGAAGUUCUUGCCCAGGCCUUCCACUAUGGUCAGAUCCUGGGUCUAGAUGUGUGUGCCCGCAAACCACUGAUUGCUACCUGCUCCAUGGACAAGUCGGUCAGAAUCUGGAACUAUGAAACAUGCAACCUGGAAUUGUAUCAUGAGUUUGGUGAGGAAGCCUACAGCAUUGCCCUGCACCCUUCAGGCCUUUACAUCCUGGUAGGGUUCAGCGACAAGUUGCGUCUCAGUAAUUUGCUCAUUGAUGAGAUCCGUACCUUCAAGGAGUUCACCAUCAGAGGCUGCAGAGAGUGUGCAUUCAGCAAUGGUGGUCACCUGUUUGCUGCAGUUCACGGCAAUGUGAUUCAGAUCUAUUCCACGAUCACCUUUGAAAAUGUUGCCAAUCUGAAGGGCCACAAUGGCAAGGUGAAGUCUCUCGUGUGGAGCUCUGAUGAUAGCAAGAUUGUGUCCUGUGGACUGGACGGAGCUGUGUACGAGUGGGAGAGCUACACUGGCAAGCGUGUCGGAGAGUCCGUUCUCAAGUCCUGCCACUACACUGGGGUCGCUGUGACCCAUGAUGGGAAGACCACAUUUGCUGUCGGAUCUGAUAAAACUCUGAAGGAGAUCUCAGAUUCUCAGAUUCUUCGUGAGGUGGAUGCAGGUGAGACCACUCUGAGCAGUGUUGCCCUGUCCCACUCUGGGCGCAUGCUGUUUGGGGGUACCGCCAAGGGCACACUGUGGUCCCUGAAGUUCCCCCUGACUAUCCCUGGGGAGUGGCAAGAGCUGCAGGGGCACGGAUCACAGAUCACUAAGAUGAAGAUCACCUAUGAUGACCAAUACCUGGUCACCGUCUCCGAGGACGCCUCAGUGAUCCUGUGGAAGAUCCAAGAUAAGGAGGGCCGCGGGACCAAGCGUGAUAAGGAGGUUGGCUGGGCAGAAGAGAUCCUGAUCACCAAAGGCGACCUUGAGGACAAAAACUCAACCAUGGCAGAGCUGAAGACCCGUGUGGAGGAGAUGGGGGUGGAGAACGGGUACCAGCUGCGUCUCAAGGACAUGAACUACAAUGAGAAGAUUAAAGAGCUCACAGAGAAGUUCAUACAGGAGAUGGAGUCCCUCAAGACCAAGAACCAGGUGCUGAAGACAGACAAGGACAAGGAAGAAGCCAAGCAUGAAGAAGAGAUGGCUGAGCUAAUGGAGAAACACAGCAAGGAGAUGACUGAUCUUGAGUCAGCCAACAACCAGAAGCUGAUGCUUGAGUAUGAGAAGUUCCAGGAACAGCAGGCCAAGAUGAUGAAGAUGCAGGAGGACUACGACCGCCAGAUAGCAGAGAUGGAGGAGAGCAAGGCGCGUGCCCUCACUGACCUCACAGAGUACUACGAGACCAAACAGCAGGAGAUGACCACCAAACUGGAGCAGGCAAAUGAUGAGACUCGUCAGCAGACUAGGGAAUAUGACGAGACAAAGAAACAGAUUGAGGAAGACUCAGACAGAGAGAUCCUGGACAUCAAGAACAAGUAUGAGAGACGUCUGCGAGAUGAGAAGGAGGCCAACAUGAGGCUGAAAGGAGAGAACGGCAUCAUGCUCAAGAAGUUCACAAGCCUUCAGCAUGAGAUAAAGAAACACCAGGAUGACAUCAAGAAGUACCAGGCAGAGAAGCUGAAGCUGGAGAACAUCAUGCACAAUCUGCAGAAGGAGGUGGCCAGUCUGCAGAAAGAGAUGGAGGAGAGAGACGAAACCAUCAAGGAUAAGGAAAAAAGAAUAUACGACCUGAAGAAGAAGAACCAGGAGUUGGAGAAGUUUAAGUUCGUGCUUGACUACAAGAUCAAAGAGUUGAAGAAGCAGAUUGAGCCCCGUGAGAGUGACAUCAAGAGUAUGAAGGAACAGAUUCAGGAGAUGGAGAGUGAGCUGGACAGAUUUGACAAGCUGAACACGCAGCUGGAGUUGAACAUCACAGAGCUUAGACAGAAACUCAAGGCUACGGACAAGGAAAUGCACCAGGAAAGACAGAGGGUGCGUGACAAGGAGGCGGUUGUGAAGCGGUUCAAGACAGACCUGCACAACUGCGUAGGCUACAUCCAGGACCCCAAGAUGCUCAAGGAGUCAAUCAAGGCCCUUUACACCAAACAUGUGCAGGAAGACAUUACGGAAUCAGCCAGCGUGGAUGCAGAUAUUCAGAAGGAGUACAGUCGCCAGCGUGAGCAUCUAGAGAGAUCAGUUGCCUCCCUUAGAAAGAAGCUCGCCAAGGACUCGGAAAUCCACCGUGCUGACAAUGUCCGCAUUAUGCAGGAGAAUGUGAGUCUGAUCAAGGAAAUCAACGACCUCCGCCGCGAACUGAAGAUUGCAAGAACUCAGAUCCAUGACCUUGAGGCGGCCAUUAAGCAGAAUAUGAAGAAAGAAAAGGGCGGAGAGUAUCCGGACAUUUAUGCAGUAAUGCUGAAGGCACCAAAUGCGAUGAUCGAGAACGAAAUGGACGAGAAGAACAAGAUCAUUGACAUGCAGAAGCUUGAGAUCAGGAAGUUACGUCAUGAGUUGGAGACUGGUUCCCGACCGUCUUCUUCGUCACGGCUUCCCCCCAUGCAACCUGUUGAGUCAUCUGCUUAGACAACUUUGUGCUGCAUAAUUUGACUAUCCAUUUGGUUAGAAAAACUUUAAAAGAUGUUAUUUCCGGCAUAAAUGAUGAUGGUUGUGUAAAAUUGUUUUAAAUUAUUAACAAAUGAGAAUUAAAGUCAUCUGUUUAGAACUUGUCGGUCCAAAAUUAUUUGGUUGAUUUUACGUUUGGUUUUCUGCAUAAAUUUAUACAGAUAUAUUCUAAAUCUUCUUUUAUGGAAACAAAAAUAAGAAAAAAACUACAUGAUAACCAUUUGUUGUAUUGUUUAUGGUCAGAUUGUGUUGAUUUAUAUAAUUUUAUGUGUACUAUGCUGGCGUUAUUUUUUGUUUCAAUUGAAUUGGUAAAACAAAUAGAUACUUUCUCAUAAUAAAUUUACAUUAAAUUAUGCUAUAACAAAGAUCAAGAUUUAUUGGUAGUUUGCUGGUUGUAAAAAUAUGCAGACAGUGCUGUGUACUUUCUAACUUAAAAGAAUAUACAGUCGACCCAGUUUUCAAUUGAGAUGACCUUUCUUGUGAUUUGACACUUUCCUCUCUGUUUCUUUUAAUAUUGUAAAAAGUAUAUCAGAAAAUAUUGGUGAAGCAAUUGUUGCAUGAUUUAUUUUAUUUACUUUAUAAUAUAUUGUUUUUAAUGUUUUGUGUCUGUGAUAAAUACCAUGCCCCUUUUUCGUAUGUAGACACAUCUUUCCUGUGUCCGUCCAUAUUUCAAUAUGUGAAAUUUAAUAAUAAAUUAUAUGUGCUUUAAAUUGCAUCGUUUUACCUAUUGUGAAUUUUUGCUUGAUUUUUGGGUAAAAAACCGCGCUGUGUAACAACCCGUUGUGCAAUAAACAGGUUGUGCAAUAAAUUUAUUGCAAAACGGUUUGGAGUGUCUUAUUGCAAUUUGAUUUUUUACAACAACCCGUUUUGCAUUAAACCCAUUGUGCAAUAUAAUCAUCGCACAUUUCUUUGCAAUAAAUUUAUUGCAAAACGAUUUGGAGUGUCUUAUUGCAAAUUGAUUUUUUUACAACAACCCGUUCGUUUUGCAAUAAACCCAUUUUGCAAUGUAAUCAUCACACAUUUAUUUGCAAUAAUUUUAUUGCAAAAGGGGUUGGAGUGUCUUAUUGCUGUGUAAAAAUUUUAUAAAUUUUUAUAUACUAAUUGUUUCAUAAUGAUUUGAAACGGUAUAAAGGAAGUUUCAAAUGUCGUCUCUAAGGUAAAUAUGAUAAAACAAGACUGAAUGUAUAUAUAAAGUGAUGUUGUUCACCAAUUUGGGAAUUAAGUGAAGAAUACCCAGAAGUGCAUAAUUUUAUUGCAAAACGGGUUGCAGUGUUUUAUUGCAAUGUGCAUUGUUUUAUAACAACCCGUUUUGCACUAAAUUCGUUUUGCAAUAAACUCAUUACACAUGAGCUAAUUGAUUCACAUUGAUUCGAAACGCUGAAUAGAAAUAUUCAAAUGUCGUAUUUAGUGAGUUUGUAUAAAAUAAAACAGAGUUGUCAGAUAAGACCAAAAAUUAACAAACGUUGAAAUUGACCAAUUACAUGAGGAAAUGUGAUUAACAAACACAGAAUGUAUAUAAACAGUGAUCUUAACACUUUCAUGAUUAAGCUAAUUUAACCCAGAAAUUGAAUUAUGUUAUUACAAAACGGGUUGCAGUGUUUUAAGUCUAAACUCACAGUUUUAUCUAUUUUUUUAAAACAAAUUUAUUUAAAUACAACACUUGAAACUCCCUUUUAAUUCUUCCAAACCAUUUGAAUUAAUUAAUACAAUAGUGAUGAUUUUAUUGCAAAACGGAUUUAUUGCAAAAUGGGUUGUUGUAAAAAAAUCAAAUUGCAAUAAAACACCCCAACCCGUUUUGCAAUAAAUUUAUUGCAAAACGGGUUUAUUGCACAACGGGUUGUUAUAGAGCUGUUGUAAUGGCUGGUUAAUCAGCAUCCUCGUCUUAUUUGUUAUUAGACAUGCAUUUGAACAACUAAGAUUUCUGGGUAACCAGUAUGUGCAAUUCCGUACAAUAGAAAAAAAUACGCAUCAAUAUGUCGAUCCCAAGUAUGUAAAACACGAAAUAUUCGCCCAUGCCGCGCUGUAGUGGAUAUGGUGCAUGCCUAGCGACCGGGAUGUCACUCACUCAAUCCCCACUGUGGACGAGUUAUUUAGAUUUCCACUGAAAGAAACCAAGUACUGGUUCUACCAAGGAAAAGGACUUGAGAGCGUUUCAAUACACCUUAGGCUUUCGGUGCAACCGAGAAAGGAUCAUACUUUCAUAAAAUAGCUGUCGUUUUGUAAUACAUGUAUAUGCUCGCAUUUCUCGUAAUCAGGUAUGGCACACUUGUCAUUGAUAUUAAAUUUUAAUUUUGCAAUAAAUAAAAAAAUAUUGAAUUUAA